Molecule: messenger RNA, 997 nt
Organism: Erigeron canadensis
Lineage: Eukaryota; Viridiplantae; Streptophyta; Magnoliopsida; Asterales; Asteraceae
Product: chlorophyll a-b binding protein P4, chloroplastic
Exons: 3
Coding region: 94-849 (251 amino acids)
Biological process (GO): photosynthesis, light harvesting in photosystem I; response to light stimulus
Cellular component (GO): membrane
Source: RefSeq, a predicted model, not a curated record
UAUUAAAAAAGGAUCCACACACAUUACAGUUUUUCAACUUACCUCUCCAAACACCCCCCUUUCACUUUGAUCUCUAAGUUUCAACCUGAAAACAUGGCUGCAGUCACCCAAGCCCCGGUUGCGGCGUUUAGGCCGUGUGCUACCCGAACCAGAUUCCUAACUGGCUCAUCAGGGAAGUUAAACAGAGAACUAUCUGUUAGACCUGCCAAUACUUGCUCAUCUGCUUCUUUCAAGAUUGAAGCUAAGAAGGGUGAGUGGCUACCCGGAUUAGCCUCACCCGGUUACUUAAACGGAAGUCUUCCUGGUGACAACGGGUUCGACCCAUUAGGACUAGCGGAAGACCCCGAGAACUUAAAGUGGUUCGUGCAAGCCGAGCUUGUAAACGGGCGGUGGGCCAUGUUGGGUGUUGCAGGAAUGUUACUGCCUGAGGUUUUCACAAGCAUAGGCAUACUAAAUGUUCCUAAGUGGUAUGAUGCAGGAAAGUCAGAAUAUUUUGCAUCGUCUUCAACCUUGUUUGUGAUCGAAUUCAUUUUGUUCCACUAUGUUGAGAUCAGAAGAUGGCAAGAUAUUAAGAACCCAGGAAGUGUUAACCAAGAUCCAAUCUUUAAAAGCUACAGCUUGCCUCCUAACGAAGUCGGGUACCCUGGUGGCAUAUUCAAUCCCCUUAACUUCGCACCAACCCCCGAGGCCAAGGAGAAAGAGCUUGCUAAUGGGAGAUUGGCGAUGUUGGCGUUUUUGGGGUUCAUUGUUCAACACAAUGUGACUGGAAAGGGGCCAUUCGAUAACUUAUUGCAGCACCUGUCAGACCCAUGGCAUAACACCAUUAUCCAAACUUUGUCUGGAAAGUAAAGAUCUCAUAGCUAAUAAAAAGGAAACAAAGUAUCUGUUUUGUUCUGUUUGUGAACUCUAUGAGUGUAUGGGUUGUGACCCUAGAUCUAAGCUUUGUCAUUAAUGUACAGGGGAAUAUGAGAUGGUAAUUUAUGAUUUAUUUGAACUA